AAGAGAAAGCGCGAUGUAUUUUAGCGGGAGCGCGAAGAGCUCUUCAUCCUCACUCCUCAGUGUUUAUUGAGAAAAUUAGGGUUUAAAAGAAAAUUUUCUCCGAUCUCAUCGAUUCAGACCUUUUAGUUUUCACUGAUCGCCCCAGAUUCAAAAGGCCACGCUCCUCAUCUUCUUUUUCCUCUUUUUCGGGAGAAAACGAUCGAGUUUGAGAAAAAGACAAAUCUGAGGUCUUGAUGAUGCUUCCAUCUGAAGCGAUCGUGAAUAUUGUGUCGAGACUGAGCAGUAGAUUUGAUCUAAAUUGAAAUUGACUUAAGGUGCUAUUAUUUCGAGAGAAUUUCGUGGCAGCAAUUAGUGAAAUUUUCUAAUUCUUGAGUGACAGUACUUUAGGCUUAAUUAGAAUCUGAGUGACGUGAAAGUGAUGGGCUUUAUGCUGCUUGGUUCGACGCCUCCGCUGAUCAAACGCAGAGCCGGGUUGCGGUGGACACAAGCAGGGCGAGGCUCGUACCGUGGAAGUUAGUGGGUAGAUAGAGUAAUUUUAAGGGUUUGAUCAUAAAAAUUUCGGGUACAAAGUUUCAGCUCAGGUGAUGGGAACUGCUAAUACUACUGCUUUGAGACAGCUGCUGAGGGGUCUUUGCCAAAACUCGCACUGGAAUUAUGCAUUGCUUUGGAAGCUCAAGGGAACGAGAUUAUUCUGGGACGAUUGUUAUUUCGAUGAUGAACAUGCAGGUGGAUUCCUUAAUGAGGAACUCGGAUUUAUAUCUUUCAGCAGUCAAAUAAAUACAAGUAGGAACUCUGCUAAGUGGCUGAUUGAAAAAGCAGUGGUCAGCUUGUCCUGCCUCUCAUAUCCACUUGGAGAAGGGAUUACUGGCAAAGUGGCAUCACAAAGGAAGCAUCAUUGGGCCUAUUGUGACAAAAUUGCCUCCAGAAUGCUGGAAGGGUUCCCUGAAGAAUGGAAUCCACAGACUAUGGUUGGUAUCAAGACGAUUUUGCUUGUGCCUGUUAUUCCUCUUGGGGUUGUGCAACUUGGGUCUAUGGAUAUGGUCUUUGAGGAUUUAAGAGAGGUAGUUCGCAUCAGAGAUUAUUUUGACAUAAUCCAGAAUACUUCACAAAGUCAUACUUCUUUAUCACCAAGUACGGAUUGCCUACAUUCCUGCAUGCCUUUGGUCUUGUCUCCGGACAAUUUUCCACUCCCAGUCGAUGCUCUUGACCAGAUUCUUGGGGCGGAUAUAGGGGCUUAUGCAGACGAAAGUAAAUGGCAAUCUAUGUUUAGCAACUUGUUUGAAGAUCAUACUGAAGAACCACCCACGUUUGACCUACCUUUAUUUGGAGACUGUAUAUCUGAAUUUGUGUCAUCUUCAUCUCUGCAGGAUGAGUUGCAUGUAAUUUCUUCCAUCAGUCCUACAUUAAUUUCCAGGGAUCCUAUUAUACCAAAACUCUUUGCAGAAGAUCUUGGACAUGCUGACCACAAUGGUCAUAAUUUUACAGAGGAAUUUGAUGCAGCAACAAAUUCUAUAGUCGACCUCAAACCUCCAAGCUUCCAAUAUGAGUCUGAGCUGCAAGAAGCACUUGGGCUAAGUUUAGAAGAGUUCGAUGAUUGCAUAGAUGGUAUUGUGUCGAAAGCUGAUGAAUGGAGAAACUCGAUGGCCUUCUGCCAGAAGGAACUUCCAGAAGUUUGUAAUCCCAUUUUUGAAGAUGCUGAUGCGUUAUUCCCUAAAGAAAGAGGGACAGAACAAUUACUAGAUGCAGUGAUAGCCAAGUUACUUGAUACCUCAUAUGAUAAUGAACCCUCUGAAUCUGGACAUUUAAGUUUGUGGAGCAACUCAUCAAGUAAGUGUUCAGAUUCUUGCUUAACACAUUAUAAGAUUGAAAAUGAUGUCCUCAAUCUUGGGGAGUCGGUUUCACUUAGCUGUAAAAGGUCCAUGAUUGCCUCUGAAAAUGAAGGCUUCCCAAAUUCUCCCGCCAGAUCUUCUAUUAAGAGAAGUAUUGAUGUGCAAUUAAGUAAAGAAGAACAAGAGACAACAUAUAAACGGUAUAAAAAAGGCUCAAAGCUAACAAAUAUUACCGUUAAAAGAGGCGAUGCCAAAGAUAUGCACAAGCCAAAGCCUCGAGACAGACAGUUAAUACAGGAACGCAUCAAGCAGUUACGAGAACUCAUUCCUGAUGGAUCUAAGUGCAGCAUUGACUCAUUGCUGAAUAGAACUAUCAAACAUAUGUUGUUCCUGGAAAGUAUUCCCCAUCAGGCGGAAAUGUUGAGACAUUCCGCAGAAACAAAGAUUGGAGGUGCGUAUCACAACUCAUCUGGGUAUCGUACUUGCAGAAAUGGGGCCAGUUGGGCAUAUGAAAUGGGAAAUAACUCGAAACAAUGCCCUUUGAUUGUUGAAGAACUUGAGCCGCCGGGGCAAUUACUUGUUGAGAUGCAAUGCGAAGAUUAUGAGCUUUUUUUAGACAUAGCUCAGGUUGUCAGACGCCUGAAACUGAGCAUUCUAAAAGGCAUCUUACAAGUGAAAUCAAAUAAACCACGGGCACAUUUCAUUCUCGAGACGCCCAAGGGAUUCAACCGGAUGGAGAUACUUUGGCCAUUAGUGCGGCUGCUUCAGCGCAACAAUGUACCCACCACUCAACUGUUGUAAACAAAACUAAUCUGUAGAAGCUCUAAAGCUGCCCGCUUAUCGUAUUGCUCUGUUUGCUGGAGUCUUUGCAUGUAUCCACAGGUCUUAUACGGGUAGUCGUGUGAUAAAAUUGUUUUGCGAGGGGCGGCGUCCAAUUAUUCGUGUAUUGUUUGGAUUUCAAGUGGACGAUAUGUACCUAUGAGGUUUUUCGGAUGCUUGUCAUAGGAGAUUGUUGUUGUUGUUGUUGUUUGCGGAUUCUUUGCUUAAUGUUAUUUUUUGCCCCUCAGUUUGAAA
Messenger RNA from Asparagus officinalis (garden asparagus), 2903 nucleotides. RefSeq names its product transcription factor EMB1444-like. Gene Ontology annotation, biological process: regulation of DNA-templated transcription. Gene Ontology annotation, molecular function: DNA-binding transcription factor activity. The coding region runs from base 585 to 2630 and encodes 681 amino acids. NCBI's taxonomy places the organism in Eukaryota, Viridiplantae, Streptophyta, Magnoliopsida, Asparagales, Asparagaceae. The record is from RefSeq and is a predicted model, not a curated record. The transcript has 12 exons.